GCGGCUGCGGGAUUUCCUGUGAGACAGUUGUCUAGGAGACUGCAGAUAACAGUUGUGCCGGAGCCGUAGGGAGCGUUCCGGGGCUGCGGCCUGUGUUAGGGAAAGUGAGACUGCCGGGCCGUAGGGAAAGCUGUGUGGGCACGGAACAUGCUGCCGCUCUAGCGAUUGCCGUCCCUCCAGAAGUCUGCAGUUCGCUGACACCUUUUCCCGACGCAGUGACCUUUGUGGCUUCUGCUCGCUGGAAACCAGAAUGUCCAAGUCCAAGAGCUCUGAAUCGGUGCGGGUUGUGGUUCGAUGCCGGCCAAUGAACAGCAAAGAGCUGGCCGCCGGCUACGAAAGGGUCGUUGAUGUGGACGUAAAACUCGGGCAGGUAGCAGUGAAGGUCCAUAAGGGAGCUGCCAACGAGCUGCCCAAAACAUUCACGUUUGAUGCAGUUUAUGACUCCAACUCAAAGCAAGUGGAGCUUUAUGAUGAGACGUUCAGGCCGCUGGUGGAUUCCGUCUUGCUUGGCUUCAAUGGCACCAUUUUUGCCUACGGACAGACAGGAACAGGAAAGACCUACACGAUGGAGGGAGUGCGUAUUGACCCAGAGAAGAGAGGGGUGAUCCCCAACUCAUUUGAGCACAUAUUUACUCACAUCUCAAGGUCGCAAAACCAGCAGUACCUGGUCAGAGCCUCCUACUUAGAGAUCUACCAGGAGGAAAUCAGAGACUUGUUAUCUAAGGAUCAGAGCAAACGCCUGGAGCUGAAAGAGAGGCCUGAUACUGGGGUGUACGUCAAGGACUUGUCUUCCUUUGUUACCAAGAGUGUGAAGGAGAUUGAACAUGUGAUGAAUGUAGGGAAUCAGAACCGCUCUGUUGGAGCCACCAAUAUGAAUGAGCACAGCUCUCGCUCACACGCGAUCUUCAUGAUUACGAUUGAGUGCAGUCAGAUUGGUUUGGAUGGAGAAAACCACAUCCGUGUUGGGAAGCUUAACUUGGUAGACUUGGCAGGGAGUGAGAGGCAAACAAAGACUGGAGCCCAAGGAGAGCGGCUUAAAGAAGCAACCAAGAUUAAUCUCUCUCUCUCUGCUCUAGGAAAUGUUAUCUCUGCCCUGGUUGAUGGGAGAAGCACUCACAUACCGUACAGGGAUUCCAAACUCACCAGAUUACUGCAGGACUCGCUCGGUGGAAAUGCCAAGACUGUCAUGGUGGCCAAUAUAGGGCCGGCCUCCUACAAUGUGGAGGAGACACUGACAACUCUGCGCUAUUCUAACCGAGCCAAGAAUAUCAAGAACAAACCAAGAGUGAAUGAAGACCCCAAGGAUGCAUUAUUGAGGGAGUUCCAGGAAGAGAUUGCAAGGCUGAAAGCGCAGCUUGAGAAAAGAGUUGGAGUUAAAAGGCGAAGAAGGGGAAGAAGAAGAACCCCAGGGGGGGAGGUGGAAGGAGAUGAGGAUGAGGAAGGAGACUUAUAUGAAGGGGAUGAUGUUUUGGAGGAUAAAGAAGAUUAUUGGAGGGAGCAGCAGGAACGGCUGGAAAUUGAGAAGAAGGCCAUUUUGGAAGAUCAUAGUUUGGUAGCAGAAGAAAAGCUGAAGUUACUAAAAGAACAGGAAAAGAAAAUGGAUGAUCUGAAAAGAGAGCGUGAAGCCAUGGAAAUGCUUAGUGCCAAAGUCAAGGCAAUGGAGAGCAAGCUGCUUGUUGGAGGGAAGAACAUUGUGGAUCACACAAAUGAGCAGCAGAAGGUUCUGGAGCAGAAGAGACAUGAGAUUGCGGAACAGAAAUGCCGCGAGCGGGAGAUUCAGCAGCAGAUGGAGAGUCGAGAUGAGGAGACCCUGGAGCUGAAGGAGACGUAUAGUUCACUGCAGCAAGAGGUCGACAUAAAGACCAAAAAACUGAAAAAGCUCUUCUCCAAACUACAGGCUGUGAAAGCUGAGAUCCAUGACCUGCAGGAAGAGCACAUCAAGGAGAGGCAGGAACUGGAGCAGACCCAGAAUGAACUCACUAGGGAGCUAAAGCUCAAGCACCUUAUCAUUGAGAACUUUAUUCCACUGGAGGAGAAGAAUAAGAUGAUGAACAGAUGUUACUUUGAUGAAGAGGAGGAUCAGUGGAAACUGCACGCAAUCAGCAGGCUAGAUAACCAGCAGAUGAUGCGGCGCCCAGUGUCAGCCAUAGGCUACAAAAGACCGUUAUGCCAACAUGCCAAAAUGUCCAUGAUGGUCCGUCCUGACUCCAGAUACAGGGCUGAGAAUAUUGUUCUGCUGGAGCUGGAUAUGCCAAGCCGCACAACGCGGGAUUAUGAGGGCCCUGCUAUUGCCCCCAAAGUUCAGGCUGCCCUGGAAGCUGCUCUGCAGGAUGAAGAUGAUAUACAAGUAGAUGCAUCGACAUUCGAUAGUACAGCCAUUAAAAGAACAAAAGCAAGACCCAAAAGCAGCCGACGACCUGGAGCCAAUGGAAGCUCAUCUGGAUCCCCGCUCUUCCCUCAGUCACGAGGCCUAGUACCCAAAUAACCCCAGGCACCCUGAGAAAGGAAAUGCCUCUGCUUUAGCGAGGGCAGGCUGUAUGUAUCUCAGGCACAAUCACUGGACUCAUGAAAUAGCAGAGACUGGACACGUGGUGGCCAGCUGGGCCCAGGCCUAUCACCAGUGUGUGUUUUCUGCAUGGCUGCAAAAUGGCACUUUCCCUGGCAAGGUGGGGGUGACACUAAGGUGGUACCUUAUUUAGAAAAGGUUGGUGACUCUUGUGUACGGCUGCAUCCCCUUGGAGUGAGCCGACAACCUAUCAGGCUAUGUGAGUGCAAGCACAGUGGGUAUUACUGACGUACUGUGCGCUACACACCUCUAUGUAUACAUGGGCUUAGCGUGUGCUGUGUCACGCAAUGUGGCUCUACCAACCUACACUUACCUGCGGGGAUGCAGCCUGUGCGCUCUCAUUACACUAUAAAUAACUCCCAUCCCUGCUCAGGGACCCCUCUACCUGCAGUGUGUCUGCUCUUUUUGCCUUUCUGGUACCUACCUGCCCCCCUGUACUUACCUCUCCCUCCUUUUCUCUUGUACCCUCCUCUCCCACCUGUCUCCUUGGUACCAAUCCCACUCUGCCCCCUCUCACUGGUACCCACCUCUCCUCUUCCCUCUCACUGGUACCCACCUCUCCUCUUCCCUCUCACUGGUACCCACCUCUCCUCUUCCCUCUCACUGGUACCCGCCUCUCAUAUUACCUCUCACUGGUACCCACCUCUCAUAUUACCUCUCACUGGUACCCUUCUGUCCUCUCCCAGCUGUCUCCUUGGUACCAAUCCCACCCUGCCCCCUUCACGCUCACUGGUACCCACCUCUCAUAUUACCUCUCACUGGUACCCUUCUCUCCUCUCCCAGCUGUCUCCUUGGUACCAAUCCCACCCUGCCCCCUUCACUCUCAAUGGUACCCACCUCUCAUAUUACCUCUCACUGGUACCCUUCUCUCCUCUCCCAGCUGUCUCCUUGGUACCAAUAUCACUCUGCCCCCUUCCCUCUCAUUGGUACCCUUCUCUCCUCUCCCAGCUGUCUCCUUGGUACCAAUCCCACUCUGCCCCCUUCCCUCUCACUGGUACCCACCUCUCAUCUUCCCACUCACUGGUACCCUUCUGUCCUCACCCAGCUGUCUCCUUGGCACCAAUCCCACUCUUCCCCUUCUCUCUCUGGUACCCAUCUCCCACCCAGCUGUCUAUGUGCCUCUCUCUACACAGAUGGUUUGCUGCCCAACUCCCUGUGCCCCUUUAGCCUGGCCUUCUAGUUUGUCUCCCUGACAUUCAGAAGCCAUAAUGUACCAGUUUAUACCCCUCCACUACCCAAAACUUAGUGACAUAAACUAAUUGCUAGACUGUUCCCCAAAAACAGCAGAGUUGUUACUUAUUUAUUUGUACCUUUGUCUACUGGUGAAUGUAAAUCUGAAUAAACGCCUUCUCCUCACAAA
This is a messenger RNA of Xenopus tropicalis (tropical clawed frog), 3926 nucleotides long. RefSeq names its product kinesin family member 3B (gene kif3b). Bases 251 to 2485 code for a protein of 744 amino acids. Gene Ontology annotation, molecular function: cytoskeletal motor activity; microtubule motor activity; microtubule binding. Gene Ontology annotation, biological process: microtubule-based movement; photoreceptor cell development; cilium assembly. Lineage: Eukaryota; Metazoa; Chordata; Amphibia; Anura; Pipidae. The record is from RefSeq and is a predicted model, not a curated record. Gene Ontology annotation, cellular component: cytoplasm; kinesin complex; cytoskeleton. The transcript is spliced from 9 exons.